Messenger RNA from Exaiptasia diaphana, 3324 nucleotides. Its product is annotated as probable ATP-dependent RNA helicase DHX58. The transcript has 13 exons. Bases 163 to 3081 code for a protein of 972 amino acids. Gene Ontology annotation, biological process: regulation of apoptotic process. The record is from RefSeq and is a predicted model, not a curated record. NCBI's taxonomy places the organism in Eukaryota, Metazoa, Cnidaria, Anthozoa, Actiniaria, Aiptasiidae. Gene Ontology annotation, cellular component: cytoplasm. Gene Ontology annotation, molecular function: hydrolase activity; ATP binding; DNA binding.
ACCUUUUAUUUUCGCAAUAUUGUCAGGGAAAACCCCCAGAUCAACGCCCCUGCCAAAACAUCAUGACGUAAUGUAGUACCGGCAUAUAACUUAACACGUCUUCGAGCUCCUCUCAUUAACCUCUUGGACAGUACUAACAAGCUUUAUCCAAGAGGUUUUAAGAUGGGYUCUAUGAAGAAUCUACUCCAAGAACGACAGCAACAUUUCGUAGAGAAUUUGCGCCCUUUAGAUCUGUUUGCCCACUUGUCAUGUCUUACUGGUCCAGAUAAAGAACAGAUCGAGUGCGAUUCAAGGCAACAUGGGGACAAUAGAGCUACGCAGACGUUAUUCGAUAGACUUUUAAAACGUGGUGACGAAGCCUUUCCGAUCUUUGUACGAGCUUUACGCGAAACAGGAUACGACAAUCUUGCAAUGAUUCUUGAUCCACAUUAUCAAGUGCAGCAAAACGUAGAACAGUCGUCGAACAAUACACAAUUUCUUUGCGUAGCAGGCCCCGCCAUUGAUGUGAGAGUCACUUUGCGAAUCAUCAACGAGGGCAACAAGCAGAUCUGCAAUGAUCUAGAAGAGGUCAUAGCAAAAAAAUUCCAGACGCAGAAAUCUGACGAAUGUAGAACAUUGAGGAAGCGCUUUGCGAAGUACCUCCCCCAGGGUGCAACCUUUCUAUGUACUGCCCAUGAAGAUCCAGAAAAGACGUCAGUCCAGAUUAUAUUCCGUCUGUCCAAAGUCGAUGCGGCAGGUGAAUUCUGGGACAUGUACCAAGCGAAAGAUUUGCACCGUCAUCUWCGAGAAGUCUUGRCGUCAUAUCUCAUGGAAGAUGCUUUGUCUGACAAAGAGUUAAAUUUUCAAGUAAACUUCCUUAAAGAUGUAUAUGAGAACGCCAGGAAAAGGCUGGAAGACCUUGARUCUGGUCAAGUUUACAGAGAGCACUCUUUGCAGAUAGAAGGAACUGAAUGGAACACGAUAAGUCUUCCUGAAUUCAAGAUCCCUGAAGUGUAUCUGGACAAUGGUAAGGGUCAGCAAGCCAUUGAUCUUAAUCUGAGGAAUUAUCAAAAUGAAUUAGCCGAGCCAGCCAUUGAUGGACUCAACACCAUUAUCUGCGCACCAACCAAUAGUGGUAAAACUUACGUUGCGCUGAAGAUUGCAAGAAAUCACUUAGACUCAAAGGAUGGAAAAGGCAAAGUAUUAUUUCUUGUCAGUACAGUGAACCUUGUCCUCCAGCAACGAGAACGAUUUCAACUGUACCUAAACGACAAAUACAAGAUAACAGAGAUGUCAAGCGCYCAUACUACCGGCGAUCCUCUUGAACAGAAAGUCAAAACCAACGAUGUAGUCGUCCUUACUGCACAGAUUCUUGUGAACGCGCUGCGYGAGAAACGUCUUAGUUUACAUGAGAUCAGUAUGUUGAUCUUUGAUGAAUGUCAUCAUACACAUGGAGAACAUCCUUACAAUAAAACUAUGGAGUUUUACAUGACACUGGCUCUACAGCCUGGCCUUGCUGAUAGGUUACCACAGGUUAUUGGCAUGACAGCCUCUUUAGGAGUUGGAAAAGCAAGAAAUCUUGGCGAAGCACAGAACCAUAUCCUAUAUYUGUGCGCUAAUCUAGACACUAAAGCUAUCUCAACGGUUAAAGAGCACCAGGACGAACUCAGUAUACAUACAAGUACCCCUAAAAGGACUGUCCACCCCGUCUAUCAAAACAGAAAUGAUGACAUUUUUAACUAUAUUAUUAACCAAGUCAUGGAGAAUAUUGAAGCGUAUGUUGACAACUCGUCCGUCCAAGCAGACCUCCCCCCGACAGGGAGAGAAAGUCAGCGUUACCGCCAGUGGUGCGAGACCCUGUACGACAACAGCGUAAUAGCAGGUAAUCGUUACGUAGUUACGUACGCAGAGCAGCUACGUGAAUACAACAUYGCGCUGUCAAUCAACGAAGCAACACGUAUGAAAGACGCAAAAGCACGACUAAAGAAGUACUUUGAUCGCCUGAAAGAAGAAAAAUUUACCGACGUAGACAGAAAACUGAAGAAGCUCUACAUGAACUCUUGCGAUGCUCUGGACGUAGCCUUGAACAAAUAUGGCGAACCUCUGAACCCCAAACUAGUAAAAAUACAAGAAAUACUUCUGGAAUUAAAUUCUGGUAACAACGGCGCCAAAGGAAUCCUGUUUAGCAAGACUAGAGAGACAACAGUUGCUUUGGAAAGCUGGAUAAAGGAGAAUGACAAACUGAAGAAGAUGCUCAGGCCAUUGCGUCUUGUUGGGAGCAACGACAGGGAAGGCGCCAGCAUGACACAGAAUGAUCAAGAAGAAGUCAUUUCCAAGUUCAAACAUGGYCGUGAAUGCAACCUCAUCAUUGCAACAACAGUGGCCGAGGAAGGACUGGAUAUAGAUGAUUGUAAUUACGUCAUUCGUUACGAUAUGAUUGGAAAUGAAAUCUCUAGUGUCCAAUCACGUGGAAGGAUUAGGACGCUUGAAGGAGGUCAAUACUGCUCUGUGAUUGGYGCAGACUCAGGUGGAUUAGAGAAGGAACAUUUGAAUAGAUAUCGUGAAUGUCUUAUGGCAGAAGCGCUGGCGCAAGUCCAGAAAAUGGAUCCCAACGCUUAUAAAGAGAAGAUUGAGGAUUACCAAAAAGAAGCUGCCAAGGAAAGAACUUUAAAAGAAAGACUUCGUGAAUGUCUCAAGUCUCAGUACGACCCUAAUGAUGUAACGUUCAAGUGCCGUCACUGCCAAGUUGUUGCAUGUCAGGCRCACGACUUGAGACGAGUUAAAAGCUCCUUCCACGUAGUGAUACCAGAUGACUUURAUGAAAAGAUCGAUAAGAUUAACAUUCCACUGUCCAAAGUCCAGUCAUUCCACGAUGUAUCAAUGCCACAACAAAUCAAAUGUAAAAAAUGUGGCGAACACUGGGGAUGUACUGUCAAUAUGAGAGGGCUUGAAAUGCCAUGUCUAAAAGUUGAAUCCUUUCUCUUGGAGAUCAGAAAGGGAGCCCGUGUGUUGAAGAUAAAAGCAAAAAAGUGGAAGAAAUGCCCUUUUGAUGUACCUCGCGUUGAAAUCAGUGAACUGUUGGACUUGAAGGUGAAGGGAUAAUGUCAUAGGAUAAGUCAGUGAUACCAAAUAGCUGGGACCGAUACAAUUGUACGUCUGYCUACCCUGGUCAUCACCACCACAAAUGUCCACAAUAUGCCAAACAUUUUAAAAUUACAGCACAUUGCACUAAAUUACAGUGUUAAAUUGGUUUCAUUUGAUAAAAUACAAGGAAAAAUAUGGUUUUAGUAACUAUUUGGAAUAGUUGAAGGCUUUGCGUGGUGGAGAACUCGGAAGAUAUUUCUU